Mirounga angustirostris (Northern elephant seal) is the source of this 2220-nucleotide messenger RNA. It is a transcript of the gene CDC42EP1, whose product is annotated as CDC42 effector protein 1. NCBI's taxonomy places the organism in Eukaryota, Metazoa, Chordata, Mammalia, Carnivora, Phocidae. The transcript has 3 exons. Gene Ontology annotation, cellular component: membrane; cytoplasm. Bases 451 to 1596 code for a protein of 381 amino acids. The record is from RefSeq and is a predicted model, not a curated record. Gene Ontology annotation, biological process: positive regulation of actin filament polymerization; positive regulation of pseudopodium assembly; regulation of cell shape. Gene Ontology annotation, molecular function: small GTPase binding.
CCCCGCCCCCGCCCCCGGAGCCAGCCCGCGGAGCCCGCGGCCAGGGCGGCGCAGACCGGCCCAGCCACUCGCCCCGGCUGCGCGCCGCGACGCGCUGCCGCCGUCCCUGCCGCCGCGUCCGCCCCCCGGCCCCCGGCCCCCCGGGGCUCGCCGAGCGAAGGUCUCUAUCGCUGGGCAGAGAGGAGCUGUCCACACUCGAGGCACCACUCAUACCUUCCCUGUUCUUGGACAGAACACCGACAGCUGCUUCCACGGGGCCGGGAGCCAGGCCCCAGGGAGAGACCAGCCAUGGGCCUUCCACAGCCUCAGCAUUUGGGGGCGACACCUUAGGAGCGCAGAGGGGGCAGCCUCCAUCCACCCCCUUUCACGGGGAAGGAGGGAGCUGAGAAGUGGACCCUGCGCCCAGGCCCCGGGGGGGCAUGCACCAGCCGCUGUGAAGAGCCAGAGCUGAUGCCGGGCCCCCAGGGGGCUGGAGGAGCCCCUGCCAUGAGCCUGGGCAAGCUCUCUCCCGUGGGCUGGGUGUCCAGCUCGCAGAGCAAAAGGCGGCUGACGGCAGACAUGAUCAGCCCCCCGCUUGGGGACUUCCGCCACACCAUGCACGUGGGCCGUGGUGGGGAUGUCUUCGGCGACACCUCCUUCCUCAGCAACCAUGGUGGCAGCUCUGGGAGCACUCACCGCUCACCCCGAAGCUUCCUGGCUAAGAAGCUACAGCAGGUGCGGAGGGUAGGGGCGCCGCCGCGGCGGCUGGCCUCCCCGCCCGCACCCUCCCCUGCUCCGCCCGCGGUCUCCCCGAUCAUCAAGAAUGCCAUCUCCCUGCCCCAGCUCAACCAGGCUGCCUACGACAGCCUCGUGGUGGGCAAAUUCACCUUUGACCGCAGCCCUGCCAACUCCACGGACGGCCGCUCCAGUUACGGCGUGGACUCUGGGUUCUGCACUAUCUCCCGCCUGCCUCGCCAGGAAAAGCCUCGUGACCGAGACCAUGGUAGUACCUUCCCCUCUGAGUCCGGCCUUCGCCGCUCUGACUCCCUUCUGUCCUUCCGCCUGGACCUCGACCUUGGGCCAUCGCUCCUCAGUGAGCUGCUGGGGGUCAUGAGCCUUUCAGAAGCCUCUGCCGCUGAGACCCCAGCCCCUGCCACAAGCCCCCCAGCCCCUGCCUCAAGACCCCCGGCCCUUGCCACAAGCUCCCCAGCCCGUGCUGCAAGCCCCCUGGCCCCUGCUGCAAGCCCCCCGGCCCCUGCCUCAAGCCCCCAACCCCGUGGAUACUGCCCCAAUGGGGUAACCGCUGGGUUGGGCCCAGUGGCUGAGGUGAGGGCCGGCCCAGUGGAAGAGUAUCCCCGUGCACCUGCUGACGUGGCCCCUGGCAGGCACCGGGGAGCAGGCUGGGGGGACGACCAGGGCAGCCGCCACUACACUGGGAUAGAUGCCUGGAGCCAGGAGCUAGGGGGGGUGCUGCCCCAGGCUCGGGCUUCUUGGGAGAGCCUAGAUGAAGAGUGGGGUGCACCCCAGGCAGGCAGCAGGGCCCCUGUGCCCAGCACAGUGCAAGCAAACACCUUCGAGUUUGCGGAUGCUGAGGAGGACGAUGAAGUCAAAGUGUGAGUGGCCGGCCAUGGGCUCAGGACCCUGCCGGGGCUCAGGGCACCACCCAGGAACAGCCCAGGUACAGAGCCAGCGCCUGAUAACUAAGUCCUGCCCAUGAUCGAUGGGAGAACGCAGUUGCCCCCCAGCCCCUCCACACCUCUGCAGGACAGACAUGGGAGGGAGGCCAGAGGAGACCAGCCUUGUUCUUGGUCCUGCUGGGCUGCCUUGCCCAGCCCCCCUGCCACUCUGGACCCACGGCCAUUCCUUAGGCCCACCCCCAACCCUGUGCCACCCCCACUGGUUGGAGGGCCCAGCCUCACAGUGCAGCUUUUGUGCUGGAAAAACUGUCCUUGCUGGGGGGUGGGGGUGCGGGGUGCAUACCACACAGAGCCUUUGUUUCCUCUCCCAAAGGGACCACCUGCCCCAGCCCUCCUAGAGCUGCCCCCAGGAGGGUCCCUGCUGCAUCCCUGAGAGCCCCAGCCCUUGCUAAGGCUGCUUCCCCAACGUUCCAACCCUAACCCCUGACUUAUCCCAGAAGUCUCAGAAAAAAGUCAGGUGUGACCUCACAGGGGAGGAAUCCCACCUUCCUGUGCACCCCAGACCUGCUUCUGGGUCCUGAUUAAAAAAGGCUUUUUGAUAAAA